Asparagus officinalis (garden asparagus) is the source of this 1195-nucleotide messenger RNA. Its product is annotated as MOB kinase activator-like 1A. Bases 276 to 926 code for a protein of 216 amino acids. The transcript is spliced from 7 exons. NCBI's taxonomy places the organism in Eukaryota, Viridiplantae, Streptophyta, Magnoliopsida, Asparagales, Asparagaceae. Gene Ontology annotation, cellular component: cytoplasm; nucleus. The record is from RefSeq and is a predicted model, not a curated record. Gene Ontology annotation, molecular function: protein kinase activator activity. Gene Ontology annotation, biological process: positive regulation of protein phosphorylation; signal transduction.
CACUCCCUCCCUCUCUCUGAACUUUCUCUCUCAUGACAGGGUGUUCUUUACUGGCUCUCCCUCCCUUUCUCUCUCUAAAAAUAACAACUGGGCAUUGAGGGGGGAGAGAGAGAGAGAGAUAGAGAGAGAACAAAAGGCAGAGAAUAAAAUCUCUCUUUAGACUCUCCUGACGUUUUGAGGAGAGAGAGAGGACAGAGGGAAUAGUAAUAAGAAUACCCACAAAUAUAGUAAAGCCAUUGUUUUUGCUUUUCCUUCUCUUUGUUCUUCACGCAGAGAUGAGCCUCUUCGGCCUUGGGAACAGAAAUCAGAAGACCUUCAGGCCCAAGAAGAACGCGCCCUCAGGGAAUAAGGGAGCGCAACUAAAGAAACACAUUGAUGCUACAUUGGGCAGUGGCAAUUUGAAGGAGGCUGUUCGUCUACCCCCUGGAGAGGAUCUGAAUGAAUGGCUCGCCGUAAACACUGUUGACUUCUUCAAUCAAGUGAACCUUUUAUAUGGUACUCUUGCUGAAUUUUGCACGCCAACUACUUGCCCAACAAUGUCUGCAGGGCCGAAGUUUGAGUAUAGAUGGGCUGAUGGUGUACAAAUUAAGAAACCUAUAGAAGUGUCCGCACCAAAAUAUGUCGAGUAUUUGAUGGAUUGGAUUGAAGUCCAACUUGACGAUGAGACAAUAUUCCCUCAGAAGCUUGGUGCACCAUUUCCAAACAAUUUCAGAGAAGUAGUUAAAACAAUCUUUAAACGUCUUUUUCGGGUAUAUGCUCACAUCUACCACUCACAUUUCCAAAAGAUUGUUAGCCUGAAGGAAGAAGCUCAUCUAAAUACUUGCUUCAAGCAUUUCACUUUGUUCACAUGGGAAUUCAAACUAAUUGAGAAAGGGGAGCUCGCACCGCUGAAUGAUCUUAUCGAGUCUAUCAUCCUUGCUUAUUGAAAAUUAUACCCCCUGACAAAGGAAGCAGAAUUAUGAAUUAAUGCAUUAAUGGAUACCAACUGGGAUUUUCUUAGAACAGGGCUUUCGUCCACUUGUUUUUCCAGUUUGAUUUAACAUUUUUUAUUCUUCAGGUUGUUGAUUCUCAUUUUUGUUGUGAACUAGUAAUUAGAAAAGGAUUGUUGUUAUGUUCACUUCUCCUGUUGUGCUUGUUGUUGUAAUGAACAGUAACUGGUGAAGAUGUAUACCUGAAUUUUCUAUUUUGAUCCUCA